Molecule: messenger RNA, 758 nt
Organism: Capsaspora owczarzaki ATCC 30864
Lineage: Eukaryota; Filasterea; Ministeriida; Capsasporidae
Product: C2f protein
Exons: 5
Coding region: 29-715 (228 amino acids)
Biological process (GO): rRNA base methylation
Cellular component (GO): nucleolus; small-subunit processome
Molecular function (GO): rRNA (pseudouridine) methyltransferase activity; rRNA binding
Source: RefSeq, a predicted model, not a curated record
CUUCAUUCACUUUCUCCAGCAACCAACCAUGAUGGGCGAAUCUGCCGAGUCCGCUGCCGCAGCCGCAGCCACCGCCGGUACCACCGACAAGCGCCGCGUCAUUGUCAUUCUCCAGAAGGCCCGUCUUGAGACUGUCAAGGUCGGCAAAGAGUACCAGUUGCUGAACUGCGACGAUCACCACGGAAUCCUCAAAAAGUUCAACCGCGACGUUGCAGACAUGCGUCCUGACAUUGCCCAUCAGUGCCUGCUGACGCUGCUCGACAGCCCGCUGAACAAGUCCGGACACUUGCAAGUCUUUGUCCACACUGAAAAGAACGUCCUGAUUGAAGUCAACCCGCACACGCGCAUCCCGCGCACGUACAAGCGUUUUGCCGGUCUGAUGGUUCAACUCUUGCACAAGCUGAGUAUUCGCGCAACGGAUGGCCCCGACCGCUUGCUCAAAGUCAUCAAGAACCCCGUCACAGACCACUUGCCCCCAGGGUGCCGAAAGAUUGGCUUCUCGUUCGAUGCCAAGCGCACUGUUCAGUUCAGCGAAUAUAUCAAGACAUUGCCUCCAACAGACCCAGUCGCGUUCAUCGUCGGUGCUUUUGCUCACGGUGAAAUCGACGAAGACUACUGCGAAGAGUCGAUCGCCAUUAGCGAGUACCCUCUUUCAGCCUCUGUGGCAUGCGGCAAGCUGUGUGCUGGCUUUGAAGAUUUGUGGGGCAUUUUGUAAUUUGGUUGUUUUUGUUCAAACAAAAAAGUGCAUUUCUUUUGCU